AUCUCUGCGGUUGAUUGCUGCCUCCAAAUUCGACCCAACUGCCGCUAGAGAGGAACUGGUCAGAGCCCAGCGCUCGCACCCCAGUGUUCAUCUGUCUCGGUGAGAGAGGAGAGGUGACACAAGGCGUGGGUCCCAUGGAUUCGGAGCAGCCGCUUAGUGGAAGAAAAGGUGACCUGCCUCACCUCAAACACAGGACAGCUGUUUGGUGGAAAGUCCUGCUGAUCAUGGGUGUUGUACUCACAACCGUUGUUGUGAUAGUUGUGGUUCCCAUCGUACUUUUGCCUGGGAAAUCUCCACCCGAAUCCAAGCUGCCUCAUGUCUAUGCCCCAGCCCAGCUAAAUGCAAAAUGCCCAGCUGCCUGCUGCCCGGAUGGCUGGGUCGGGUUUAGAGGGAAAUGCUAUUAUUUCUCUGAUGCCGAGGGGACCUGGGACUCCAGCCAGAGCCUCUGCUCUUCACUCAAUGCCUCCCUGGCUGAGAUCGACACCCAGAAAGACCUGGACUUCAUUAUGCGAUAUAAAGGCGUCUCUGAGUUCUGGAUUGGCCUGAAGCGAGAAACGGCGCAGCCUUGGCGAUGGGUGAAUGGCGAACAGUUCAACAACCUGUUUACGGUAAGAGGAGAAGGCGACUGCGCGUACCUGAGUGACAGCUUUGCCACUUCGUCGUGGUGCUCCACGAAGCGCUACUGGAUCUGCAGCAAACCCGACGGGAUGCGAAGGGAGGACGCGAUGCCGGGGGACUGAAGGGCGAAGGCUGGGAAAACGCCUCAAGGCCAGCUGCCUGACGCUCCAAACAUUGCUCAUUAAGAUUAUUAUUUUUUUUAAAUAAGCCUCCCUUCUAAUUUUCUCUGUGUUGUGGCUCCUGUAUAGCCCUCUCCUACCUGGUUGUGUAACUAAGACUUGAUCUACACGUAAAGCUUAAAACUCCUGAAUGCUGUAGUUGGCCUGAUGUAACCCCCAGUGUAGACGCAGAUAAGUUGACCUAGCUACCGUCACUGGGAAGGCGGUGUUCCUACAGUGAUGGGAAACCCCACUGUAGGAUGUGUCUGCUCUGGGGUUAUGCCAGUGUAGUCUGCUGCCAUGUCCCCAUACUGUAGACAUGGAUUAAAACCCCUUCCCAGCUCCCCCUGCUGUCUGUCAGGGUGCGUCUACACUGCAAUGGGGGUACGUGAUUAAAGCAAUGAAGGUGCAGCGGCAAAGGUCUUUACCCAGGGUUCCAGCCUGUGUUGCUGCGGCCUCAUUGCUCCAGUAUGAGCUACAUUAAAAUUAGCAUGUGUAUGUCGUAUAUCUGCAUGAAUGGCCACCAAACCCUGUGAUUGCAAUGUGGACAUACCCUCAGCUCUGCUGUGCCGGCCAAGCAGGAAGGCAGCACUGCUUGAAAACGGACGGAGACAAUCGUAAACAGCAACAGGCGAAGACAAUCCACAGCAAGCAGGGAUGUGAGGCAGCCGCACACAACAUCCUCCCGAGGGAAGGAAGCUGCGGCAAGAGACAAGCAGCCAGGCUGUGGGUUUUCUUCGACUGUUGCAGAACCAGGCUCUGGUCGCUCAUGCUGUCUCCCAACCCUGAGCAACACAGUUGUGAGUUAAGGCUAAGUGGGACCAGGAUCGGAACUCACCAAUGGGCCCUUGUUGACGCUCAUUCAGUGCUGCCUCCUUCAGAGGGUCGACUGUGUUGCGUUGUCCCCCAGAUCAAUAUGUAGUUGCUACAUCUUUGCUGGAGAGUCUGCUUUGUGGAACCAAGAAGAUAAUUAAGGAGGGCCAGAAAUGAGAGGCAGGUUAAAAUGGAAAUUGAAAUGUCUGUAUGCUUGAGAGUGUUAGGGCCUUGCUGUGCUUAUUGAGACUGGAAAGGGAAGGCCAAGCAUGCCAGAAGUUGAUAACUAGCUAGGUGAGCUAGCAGAAAAGUUAGAGGCACCUGUGAAGAGGCUGUGGAGAUGCCUAGGAGCGGUGUUUGCCCUUGUGAGAAGGCAUCCGGUUGUGUGCUCUGUAGUAGCAAUGCGUCACCAUUGCAUUCCACUGACAGGAAUUUGCCUACAAACUCAUAGGCAGAGCAGAUGCCUUUUACUUUAAUUGAGGCCUCUUUACGAGUUUGUGGCAGAGAAGCUGAGGUGUAAUAGAACCCUUUUGAUUGCGCUCGACUCUCACUGUGUCAAGUUUUUAGUCAGUGAGCAAAACAAACCACAAAAUCCGCAGCAGGUGUUUCCUGACUUUGUGAAAGAAACUUUGAACUUUCUAGUGUAGACUUGGCCAAAGCGCUGUCGUGGGAGCACUCCCGCAGCAGUGCUUUGAUGUG
This is a messenger RNA of Mauremys mutica (yellowpond turtle), 2288 nucleotides long. Its product is annotated as C-type lectin domain family 2 member D-like. The record is from RefSeq and is a predicted model, not a curated record. Lineage: Eukaryota; Metazoa; Chordata; Testudines; Geoemydidae. The transcript has 5 exons. The coding region runs from base 135 to 740 and encodes 201 amino acids.